This is a messenger RNA of Emiliania huxleyi CCMP1516, 1473 nucleotides long. RefSeq lists its product as hypothetical. The coding region runs from base 1 to 1473 and encodes 490 amino acids. The transcript has 3 exons. NCBI's taxonomy places the organism in Eukaryota, Haptophyta, Isochrysidales, Noelaerhabdaceae. Gene Ontology annotation, molecular function: DNA binding; chromatin binding. The record is from RefSeq and is a predicted model, not a curated record.
AUGGCGGCGGAAAACUGGCCUGCCGGGCUCACGGACGAGUCCGUGAACGCGGCGAUCGACCGGCUGCUGCGCCGCGAGGACUGGGACACCAUCUCAGUCAAGGUGGUGCUCCGGAUGCUCGAGACGGAGCUGCUGCCCGGCGCCGACGGCUCCCUCCGCGCGCACAAGAAGUUUGUCAAGGCGGCCAAGGGGGAGGAGACGUACGAGGUCGGGCAGGACUGCUACCUCGAGAACGGCGCCGACGUGCCCUACGUCGCGCGACUGCAGGAGAUCUUCGUCUACUCGUUUGCUUCGUCGGAGGUCUACUUCAACGCGCGCUGGUACUACCGCGAGGGCGACGUCCACGAGUACGCAAAGAUGGCCGGAGCGAGCGGCAAGGUCAAGUACGAGGGAGGCACGCUCACCGCGGCGCCGUCGGAGCUCUUCUUCUCGCUGCAUUUCGACGAGAACCACUCCGACUGCGUCCUCCGCCCGUGCGCCGUCCACCUCCUCGACGAGCGGCCCGACGGCGGGUUCGGGCCGCACGAGUUCUUUGCGUGGCGCGCGUACGAGAAGAAGGCGGUCUACCCGCUGGAGGCGCUUCCGACCAAGAAGCUGCGCGACGCGUACGCGACCGAGGCCAAGCGCGGCCCCGCGGCCAAAGCGGCGGCGGCCCGCGAGGCGUCGGAGAAGGAGCGGCGCAAGCGCGAGGCGACGGAGGCGCGGGAGACGGCGCGGGAGACGGCGCUGUCGGCGGACGAGCUGAGGGCGCUCGUGAUGCCGCGUCGGCACGCGGAGGUCUGGAUCGAGACGCGCGCGUUCAAUCGCGUGGCGGUCGACUCGCUCGUGCGGUGCGUGCAGCGGCUCAACGGCCAAAAGUCGUUUUACGUCGGUCUGGUCAUCGCCACCAAGCGGGCGCCGCGGCCGUACCGGCUGGGCAAGAAGCUGGUCGAGAUGUCGCUGCAGCUGCGCACGUCGGUCGGCACGCGCCUGGCCGGGCUCGACACGCUGUCCAACGAUGCCCCCUCGGAGGCGGAGCUGCAGCGGUUCAAGGUGCCGCUCAACCCGGUGCACAUGCGCAAGCACAUGCGCAAGGUGCAGGCGGCGAUGAGCGAGCAUGCGGAGAAGUUCGACGAGCAGGACCUGCUGCGAAGGGCGGAGGAGGAGGAGCGGCUGCGGCGGGCGCGCGAGGCGGAGGAGGAGGCGGAGCGGGCCGCCGACGAAGAGAGAGAGCGCAAGGGGCGCGAGCGUGAGGAGAUGCGCCGGCGUGCUGCGGACAAGGCGGCGGGCGGAGGCGCGGCCGAGCCGGAGCAGUGGUGGCUGUCGUACAACGUGACGCGGGGCGACGCGUCGGGGCGCGAGGUCGCAAAGUGGCGCGCGCGGCUGCUCCGCUUCGAGAAGAUUGCAAAGGCGACGGUGGCCGGCGGCGAGCGCGAGAAUGCGCUGCGCUCGAUGCAGGUCGACCAAGCGGCGGACGAGGCCGAGGAGGCGUAG